Messenger RNA from Geodia barretti, 375 nucleotides. The record is from the annotation of a GenBank genome assembly. NCBI's taxonomy places the organism in Eukaryota, Metazoa, Porifera, Demospongiae, Tetractinellida, Geodiidae.
AUGUUCCCUGAUCGCAUCAUCCUUACUGGGUUGCAGUUCUACGGCUUUCACGGGGUCAACCCCGAAGAACGGAGCUUAGGACAACAUUUCAUAGUGGACCUCGAAGCCGAGCUUGACCUGAGGAUCCCAGCCGCCACGGAUCGUCUGGAAGAUACGGUGAGUUAUACCGAACUGUAUCGGGCAGUCAAAACGGUGAUGGAAGGGGAACCGUGCAAUCUGUUGGAAUCCGCCGCCGGAAACAUAGCCCGGAACGUUUUGGACCAGCACCUGGAAAUCGGGGCGGUUCGAGUCCGAGUUCACAAACCCCGCCCACCGAUAAAGGGGUCUGUCAUAGAGGCCGCUGCGGUGGAAAUCUACCGGUCGCGCCAGGCCUGA